AAGAAAAUUUGGACAAACUGAAGAACUCAGUAAUCAAAAGAAAUCAGUAACUGAAAUAGCAAGCAUUGUAACAGAAGAAAGAACUAUUAUUUGUUUGAUAACUAAAGAAUAUUAUUGGCAGAAACCAUCAUAUGAAAAUGUAUUUUUAGCGUUAACAAACCUUAAACACUACUGCAUUUCAGAAAAUAUUACAAGGUUAGCCAUGCCUAAAAUUGCAUGCGGGUUAGAUGAACUACAAUGGCCUGAAGUUCGUACUAUGAUGCGAUACAUCUUUAGAAAUACUCAAGUUCAAAAACUAAUAUUCACGGAUAACAAAUAUUCAAAGGAAGAAAAACUCAAAAUCAUAGAAGAAUUCCAUAAUACACCAAUGGGUGGACAUCAAGGUAUAGCCAGGACAAUCAAACGAAUAAAAUAGCACCACAACU
This is a messenger RNA of Sipha flava (yellow sugarcane aphid), 425 nucleotides long. Its product is annotated as O-acetyl-ADP-ribose deacetylase 1-like. The record is from RefSeq and is a predicted model, not a curated record. Gene Ontology annotation, biological process: peptidyl-glutamate ADP-deribosylation. Lineage: Eukaryota; Metazoa; Arthropoda; Insecta; Hemiptera; Aphididae. The annotation marks the transcript as partial. The transcript has a single exon.